Messenger RNA from Phytophthora nicotianae INRA-310, 6054 nucleotides. RefSeq lists its product as hypothetical. The transcript is spliced from 4 exons. Lineage: Eukaryota; Oomycota; Peronosporomycetes; Peronosporales; Peronosporaceae. The coding region runs from base 47 to 3460 and encodes 1137 amino acids. Gene Ontology annotation, cellular component: fungal-type vacuole membrane. The record is from RefSeq and is a predicted model, not a curated record.
CGAUCUAGUGACGUCGAAAUCAGUUGAAGAAAGAAUAUCAAAGCUGAUGGAAGACGAGCUGGAUUUGGACGAGCGCGUGACAGCGCAGCAGCCGCUACUGGGACUACACGAUGACGACUACAACCCGAGGAAGAGAUCGAACAAGCCGUGGUACCGGCGCCGUCUAGCCACCGUCACUGGUGUGGUGCUGCUCGUAUGUGGUCUCUCAUACUUGGUUGUAUCCAGUCAAAUCACACGCAUCGCCACCAAGGCCAUCAAGGACACGGUCAUGCACAUUGAGAGGAUGGAUCUAAGCCAGCCACAACCAACCUCUGUAACACUGAACCUCAGUCUGAGUCUCAUGGCGGCGUCCCCGUUCCCAGCGACAGUGGAGCCCGCAAACUUCAGUAUAAAAUAUGAAGGUCUCCAAGUCGGCACCUUCCAAGCCCCCUCCAUGACGAUAACUCAUGGCACCAACAAUCAAAUGUUCCCCAAUGCAACACUAAAAAUUCAGGACAAGAAGGCUUGGGAUCAGUUUGCAGGGGAUAUGAUGAGACGUCCCAGCGUGCAAUACGAGAUCUCCAGUAAAUUGAACAUCCACGUUCGACUACUGGGUGGACUGGUCAAGUUAAGUGCCUCGGGCAUUCCGUUGAACAAAAUGAUGAAAUUCAGCGGAAUGGACGGACUGCGGGACAUGCAGAUCGCUCAAGUUGAUAUGCAACAUUCGACCCAAAAACAAGUAGUGGCGACUAUCAAGACAUGUAUUCACAACCCGUCGGUCACAACGAUCAGACCGGUCGGAGCUCUGUGUCUCAAUGCCCAUUACCCGAAAUUGGGGCAUGAUACGCUUGUGGCACACUUAACGACGUCGGGGAAUACGGGUUUACCGGUUGCAGACGGACAACCGUCGCAUCCGUACUGUGCAUCGCUUCAGGGGCCGACGGAUAUGAGUAAGGGGUACAAUUUACUGGAGCUGCAAGGUGAAAUGUUGGGCACUAACUCGGAAGCGAUUAGCGGAUUGAUUACAAAGUAUCUAAGUAAUGUGUCCGCCGAGCUGACGGUUGUGACGUGUAAUCCCCAGGCGACGUCGGUGGAAUUGUAUAAUGAAGCGAUGAAGAAUUUGACGAUUGAAAGCUCGUUGCCACCUCAAAAAGACCCGUUGGUGGGGAAUAUGUUUUUCCGUGGGAUUUCGUUGCACGCCCCCGAACAAGGCAAGGAGAACGAUGUUGUACAGCUCGACACAGCUGUCCUGGUGGAGGCUACAAGUCCGUUGGGUCCUAACUCGGCGUUGACCAUCACGGAUGUGCACAUGAAUGUCAGUCUCAAAGGUGAGGAUGUGACUUUAGGAACGCUUUCGACUGUCUUUGUUGAUAUUGUUGACGGAGAGCUAGUGGGCCGAAGCAAUAUUUCUGUCGAGUGUCUGACGGAGCUCGACCUUGCGGAAAGAGGAAAAGCAUUCGGCAGAUUCGUUCGUGCAUCCGUUGUUAAGGAGAAGAUUCCGUUAACUCUCGCUGGUAAAAUGGAUGUAGUGUGUCAUGGAGCUCUCGGGACGCUGAAGCUCUCAGGGUUGCCUCUUCGCAUUACUACGUUGCUGAAUGGGAUGAACCAUUUCCAAGAUGUGACAGUGAAGAGUUUUGCGUUACCAGGAACUGGCAGCGCGAUGGAACAUAAAGAACCGAUCCAGACGCAAAUUGAAAUUCGCAAUCCGUCUGUGUUUACAGUGUCCAUCGGUACGCUCACGAUGGACUUAAGUCUGAACGCACCUAGAGAAAAAUUUGGAUCACUUCAUGGCAGAAUGAAUCUGGCCCCAGGCAUGAACAAUCUGGAGAUGAACGGCCACUUAAAGCCUUCAGUAGAUGCCGCGGGGCAAGUGAAUGCUGCCGUGGCGGGAUUUUUCUCUCGUUACCUGGAGGGUAAUAGCUCUCAAGUGGUUGUGAAGCUCACAGGUACUCAAUAUGGUAAUUGUGUGUGGAUGCAAGAGGCUCUGGUGGGGUUGACAAUCGAGACGAGCUUCCCUGGUGUUGACAAGGGUUUCCAGAUGAUUAAGGAUAUUAAGAUGAACCAGCUUGGUGUCAUUCUGGACGAGGCACCACCAGGUGAGAGAGGCCCGGUGACCAAUACACGCAUGCGGGUUCGUACCGACAUGAAAGCCAAGGUGAAGAUGCCAGCCUCUAUCAAUAUGCCUCUGAAGAUUUCGAAUUUAUCUGUUGCGCUCACUCUGGAGAAUGAACACGGCGAUCAUCUCGGUUCGCUUGUGUCUGAUCGAGAAACCUGCGAGUUCAAUCAGACGGAUGACGGAGCUUUUCGCUUGAAUAUGAGUCAUUUCUACCCGAUUGGGUUUAAUACGCACGAAGACGUCACUGGGAUGGCAGGUUUUAUCAAUGCUUUACUUACGAAGAAUGGAAGCAUUAUGAUGCGGCUGGCUAGCGAUAAACGCGCUAAUGAAGGAGCGUUCCCGGAUGUUGAGACGAGAAUGGGGAUGCUUGCUCUUAGCAAUAUUCCGGUUCAAGGUGAGCCGCUUAUUUCAGCGAUGGAUUCUUUUCGCCACCCUCCCGUUAAGGUUCUAAGUGUCAAUAUCCAGCGAGGUUCACCAUCGUCAAUGGUGAUGACGAUGGAGUUUUCUUUGCAAAACCCGUCCAUUGUGCAAACAAAAUUGGGUUCGCUGGUGCUGGAUGUAUUUUCCGAUGGAGCACGAAUGGGUUCUGCCAAGAUCUCGGAUUUCAGUCUCAAUUGCUGCGGCAAACCUACAGUUCUUCGUGGAACGUUCGAGUACAACCCGCAGCCGAGUGACCUCGCCACAGCAGAGAAGUUUCUGUCGAACUUUGUGUGUGGAUACUUCACACACGGAGCUGCCCAGGAGAUUUCAAUUAGGGGGUCUGCUGCGACUACCUCGUUGGAUCUUCUUCAACCAGCGAUGAAGGUCCUUUCGAUCCCUUCCAAGUUGCCUACUUUGAGCGAGUUGUUCCCAGCGACGCCAACUCUUGUCACCUCGUCACUCUUGUACAUUCCGUCGAUUUUUCAUUUGAAUCGGAUUCCGACGUCGCUCGAACUACGGAACCCGUUCAGUGAGAGUAUCACAGUGACAGGAGUGGACUUGGAGCUGUACCCGUGCGAGAUCCAGAUCUCAGGUGAUGACGGCAAACUGGUGUGCAUGAAAUAUUUCGAAAAGUCCCUCGCUCGCUUCGCUCCUACAGUGUUUCAGCCGAUCUAUAUUCCAGCGAACAGCAACGGCUGCUUCUCAUGCUGCCAAGGCUCUCACUGCAGUGACCAUGUGUCGUUGUGCCCACGGGCAUCGGUCGAUCAGUGCAUGAACGCCGAUGUCCAGAGCUUCUUGAGUCCCGAGGCCAUCGCGACAAUUAUUCACUCGCUGACAGGUGGCCUGCUGAUGCGCGUUAACGGUAGCAUCGGCGCAUCGAUCGGUGACUAUGCCACGCACAUGUUCUACCAACAAGACGGACUCUUGGUAACGAUGGCCAAGUAGACCAAGGAACUAUAAAGAGCGGUAAGCGUAGCGCUAAAUGCUGACUGAAUUGCCUGUUUUUUAUUCGAUCGCUUGAUACGUGGUCAAUUUGAUAAUCUCAUAUUUUCUACUGAGUAGAAUCCUUCUUGAAUACUGACGCUGUCCACGUAUAUCCAGAGUGAAUGAACGUACUGGACAAAGAUUGCAUUUGGACACGGUUUUAGUGCUAACCUAGAUCUAAAGUCGACGAUCUAGCUCAACGGGUGGUCGUGCCAUCCCCCACCCAAGCCAAAAGUGUUUAGCGUUGGAAGAAGUGGAGCUCCAGUGGACGUGAGAUCAGCAUCGCCACGACUGUGAAGAUGCAGCCCAAUUCGAAUCCGAUGUCGCCGUGGCUGGCCAGUGGACCGACAAACCAAGUCUGACUCAUACCCAGCGCCACACCCGCACAACCACACAGGAACGAGAAAAUAGCCGCAAUGCCGAUCGGAAGCAUACUCUUGGCGUUGUAGUCGUCAACGUUGUAACCACGGAAGCCUCGUCGAAAGACGAAAUGUUCAGUCAACGCAACAGAGACGUAGAUUGUUGCCCAGUACGCGAUGAAGUUCAUAAAGUUGUUGAGUACCGACUCGAAGUGCGAAUAACCCUCAAUAGCGAUAAUCGCGUACACUAUCGCACCGAUGAGUGCCCAAAGGAAUCGCGGCACCACACGAGUCCAACGACCGAUCACCUUGAUAUUGAGCGUGAAUGAAUACACAUUCGGGCAGUUGUUUGCAACUGUUGACAGCGCCAUGAUAACCAAGCAGAAGCGUCCAAAGUCUCCCAGAUGAGGAAUCAACACGGCACCGAUCAAUCCUCCAGCACCGGAAUCGUUGUAGCCGUUCAGAUAGAUGUUAUCCGUGGCAGUUGGGUCGAGUCCCGUUGCCGACAUGAUGAUAACAGAGAUCCACUCGGUGAAGACUGAAGGGAAGAUCAAUCCCAGCCAAGUGGCGAAGAAAAUCUUGCGUUUGCUCUCGGUCGGCGGGUGGUAAACUGUGUAGUCUGCCGCCAUAGAACUCCAACUAAUGGCCGUUCCGAACACGACAGAGAAGAAACUCAACGCUCCUGACACCUCUGCACUUCCACUCCCCAUCGGAAUGUGAACAUACGCCCCAGAAUGAAUAAAAGUACCCAACAGAAUCAAGUACACGAUGAAAUUUGGGAUCCACGAGUAUCGUUCAUAGUAGUGAACGACUUUGUAUCCGAAGAGGGUGAUGAGGAACGUGCAGAACGCGAUGAUGAUGAUUCCAGCCCAACCAGGGACAUCGUUGUUAGCUGCAUGGAUCAAUUCAGCACCAACGAUCACGUUCACUGUAGCCCAACCCAGUCCAGAAACACAGGCAAUCGCAGAUACUACACGAAUCCCAUACGAGCCGAACCAGAAGCGACCGAGGAUCAUUUGACGCAGUCCGAACACUGGUCCGAAGCACGAGAAGAAGCACACUGGGAAGACUCCAAGUAAGUUUGCGAAAAGAAUCACCAGCAUCGAGUCUAUGACGCCCAUUCCGUAGAUGGCUUUGCCCAGGAUUCCUACCGCAAAGUGACCCAUGACCAUGUUUGGUGACAACCACAUAGUGCACACGUUGACAAGGGAUGUAUCGUAACGCUCGUCCUCGGGGACGCGUUCGAUGCUGCGAGGCUCCAUGUAGUUUUUCUCAGCCCACCGCUGUGCGCGUGCAUACCAGGUGUCUCCAUUCUCGUACUCGACGAGGACGUCAGCGUCGGUAUCGAAUUGAAAGUAAGAAUUGGCAGAGUUCUUCUCCAGAUCGACUUCUUGGAUGUGCGCCAUGGCGUCGCUACAGUCUCUCGGCUACGUGGACCCGGACGAGCGAGAGAAGACUGAAUGGCAGCGACAGAAUUGUAGGGUGCAAAAGCAAAAAUGAGCUUGCCGUCCUUGCAGCUUGGUGGGGCCAAGGUGAGAGCGGUGGUGUACGAUAGACGUCACACGGAGUGCUUUGCGCACAUGCGGACACGUUACCUGUGGCCAAUGAACAGAUCUCCCGACGGUAUGACGCGCUGGUCGAUUGAAGUACAGCGCUUCCUUUGUUAUCAGGUUGUCUUGAUCUUGUGCGCUAGUCACGGCAUUCAGACAAUUCGGAAUUUGCCGAUGUCCCACACCGAGACUUGCAUGCAAAAUGGGCUGGCAAUUUGCUGCUGAGAUGACUGCUACAGGUACUGUAUCACCACUGUGUUUCGGGCCGUGCGAAUGGAGCUCUUGAAUUCUGCUGUAUUGCCGCGAGAGGCUACGAAUUUAAACGAGCUGCUGGAGUGAUGUAAGCAUGAAGCACUUUGUAGUCAGCCUCCGUCGCGAUGUGACCUCAGACGACGAUACCAAGCGACUGCUAUUGGCCGGUUGCACAGUGAUGCACGGCGACGGCUUUGGUCGACCUCCGGAAGCGCUUUAUCCCAUCAAAGGUAAUUUACAUGUAUGGAUGCAUGUAUCGCUUUAUCUUUUCACACUUGCCCUUCGUCCUAGAAGUUUAAAGACGAAGGGCAAGUGUGGUCAAAGUUUGAGUACGCGGUGUCUUGCUGCUAAUAUCUACUGCAACUUCCCGAACUUGCCAUUCGCUUUAUAUUAA